AUGGCUACAAUACACGAUGACGAUGAGAGACUCCUGGCUCAGAUAGGCUAUAGACAGGAACUGCGACGAGAGUUUACGAGAUGGUCGACAAUCUCAUACGCCAUCUCGAUUCUUGGUGUCCUCGGUUCUCAACCUGCCACCUAUGGAGUGCCAAUCAGCGUUGGAGGUCCAGCAACUUCGGUAUGGGCAUGGUUCAUCGGCUCGAUCAUGGCAUAUGUCAUCGCCACUUCAGUCUCCGAGCUUGUCUCUGCCUACCCAACAGCUGGUGGCAUGUAUUUCGUCACGAAGAAGGUCGUUCGGGAAGACCACGUGCCAAUCUGGGCGUGGUGCAUUGGAUGGUGCAACUUCUUGGGCCAAGCAUGUGGAGUUGCCUCGAUCGCCUACACAAUUGGGCAGAUGGUGCUUGCUGGAGUAAGCAUGAACUCGGGAAUGCUGGGUGAUGGCAGCUACACAUACUCUCCGUAUCCUUGGACUACAGUCGUAGUCGCCAUCGUCUGCCUCUUCAUCUUCGCCAUCAUCUGCUCCCUAACCACCAAGAAGCUACACCAGAUCAUCCUCUGGUUUGCGCCCAUCAACCUCUUGGCCACCAUCAUCAUCGGCAUCGUUCUGCUGGUGUAUACCGCACGAACCGAAUCCGGCCUGCGCAGCGCGCACUUCGUUUUCUGCGAUUUUCGCGACCUAUCUGGCUGGGGCAACAAAGCCUUUUCCUUUCUCUUGGGUUUCCUGAACGUGGCAUGGGUCAUGACAGAUUACGACGCAACCACUCACAUGUCCGAAGAAACACACGACGCCGGAAUCCAAGGUCCUCGCGCCAUCAGAUUCGCCAUCAUCACGGCUGGACUCCAAGGCUGGUUCCUCAACAUCGUCUUCACCUUCUGUCUAACCGAAACCUACAUGGACGACAUCGUAAAAUCCCCAACCGGCUUACCCGUAGCCCAGAUAUUCCUCAACGCAGUCGGCAACCGCGGUGGAAGCGCUAUGCUCGCUAUGGUCCUACUCGUUCAAUUCUUCACCGGAGCCUCAGCCAUGCUCGCGAACGCACGCAUGGCCUAUGCCUUUGCCCGCGACGAAGCCCUCCCCUUCUCCGACCACUUCAGCGAAAUCUGGGAAUGGAGCGGCACACCCGUAAAAGCCGUCUGGCUCGUCGCAUUCUUCUGCAUGGCCCUCAACCUCAUCGGCAUCGGCUCAACCCAAACCAUCACAGCAAUCUUCAACCUCUGCGCCCCAUGUCUGGAUCUAAGUUACAUCGCGGUAAUCUUCGCUCGAAGGGUCUACGCCAUGGAAAUCGAAAGCGGAAAAUACACUCUCGGCUGGAAAAGCUUGCCUCUCAAUAUCCUCGCAAUCUGUUGGGUCGCUUUCAUCAGCGUGGUGCUGUUCUUCCCACCCGCAUAUCCCGUCACACCACUUAAUAUGAACUAUGCGAUUGUUGUCGCGGCUUUUGUGGCCAUCUUCGCUCUCUCAUGGUGGUGGCUUGGUGCGAGGAAUCGAUAUUCUGGACCGCGGACUGUGGAUAUUAUGGAGAGGGUACCGGUUGUUAACCCCGAUGAUCCGCCGCUGUAUCAACGUUCUUCGUCGUAUGGGUCGAUUACUCCGGAGCUUGAGACGGAGCCGGGUUUGCGUCCGAAGGGUUUGAGGGAUCAGGAGGGGAUUUCGUCAGCCGACUAGACGUUCGAGAUCUCCAUUGUGAGUGUGGGGGCGGCUUUCUGGAAAUUUUACAAUCGCGUCUCGAUGUCGAGCUUAGUGUGGACGACAGCGAACUCCCGAGCUCGAAUGCUCCAAGCACCACUAUGCUUACCCGCUAGCCAGCAACUUGCGCUGAGAUCCUAUCAGCCCGCCUCAUGCAAACGUUGCUAAGGUAUCGGUUGUUAUCGAAGAUAGAGCUGGCCGUGAUUAGCAGCAUUUGCUUCUUCCAUAGAUACCCACAACGAGCGUUCAAGUUACCU
This is a messenger RNA of Pseudocercospora fijiensis CIRAD86, 1943 nucleotides long. RefSeq lists its product as uncharacterized. Gene Ontology annotation, biological process: transmembrane transport. Lineage: Eukaryota; Fungi; Ascomycota; Dothideomycetes; Mycosphaerellales; Mycosphaerellaceae. Gene Ontology annotation, molecular function: transmembrane transporter activity. Gene Ontology annotation, cellular component: membrane. The record is from RefSeq and is a predicted model, not a curated record. The transcript is spliced from 4 exons. The coding region runs from base 1 to 1665 and encodes 554 amino acids.